AUGCCUGGAAGGGAUGGGAGAGACCUCGUCUCCACGCCAGUUACAUCUACAAUAGCUGGCAAUGAUGCACCAACCAAUCUGUUCAGACCCAAGUAUGCCAAUGACGAUGAUAGUUCGAUUGGUUCUGGGGAGGGCCCAGCUCUCACAAAACCUACUACAUCUACGGGCUGGCGAGGGCCCUCCCGCAGCACCCUCAGCUCUGGCCGCGGUGCCUCCAGCAUCUCGACAUCCGCGUCAGAGACAUCAGGAGCCCCAAGCCUGAGCAGGCUGACUAGCGGCCAAAAGCCGCGUACGUCCAGCUCUGACGAGUGGAGAGGCCCUGGCUCUUCUCCUGCCACGUCCGCCGGCUCUCAUAGCCAACCGCAGCACACUUCAUCGCCGAGCCCAUCCCCGUCCAACUCAACAGAAGCGACGCAAUCCUCGACCGAGACCGGAGCCGAUCCAGCGGAGACGGGCGCGCAGGGCGGCACUCCAGACCAGCAAGAUAGACUAUCAAACGGCGCGACGGCAGGGAUAGUCAUAGCCGCCAUGACGGUCCUACUCGGCAUCAUAUUCCUGGGACGGUACCUGUACAAGAAACGCCGACGCGAGAGACGGAGAGGCUGGCAUGACGACUCGUCGGGGAUAGGACCUUACCACAGCGACUCCCGCCACGACCCGCCGGCGCCAGCAGCACCUCGCAGGUCCGUGUUCCAAGACGCCGAGCCUUCCCAGCUGAACAACUGGCUGGCGCACCACCGCCCGUCGAGGAACAGAGCACCGAGAAGCUGGUCAGGGUCUCCGUCUCCGGUGGAGGUGCAGCCGGAGAGUGUGGAGCUCCGAUCCUACACGAGACCGGCGCGUCCGAAGCUGUUUGAGGUCGGGAGCCCAGGUAUGCCGGGAACUAUGGGCGAACCUUCGAAUACCAGGAACUAUGCCGAUCCCGUCCCGCGGCAGCAACCGGGUGUGGAGGGUGAAAUGAGAGGUAGGGAGGCUACAGCACCGUUGAGGGGUGGGCAGAGGGCGGCCGUGCUGCCGUGGGAGGAGGGGCCUCGGCCGGACAGAUGGGCAGCAUAUUGA
Messenger RNA from Clonostachys rhizophaga, 1059 nucleotides. The record is from the annotation of a GenBank genome assembly. Lineage: Eukaryota; Fungi; Ascomycota; Sordariomycetes; Hypocreales; Bionectriaceae.